Molecule: messenger RNA, 3088 nt
Organism: Emiliania huxleyi CCMP1516
Lineage: Eukaryota; Haptophyta; Isochrysidales; Noelaerhabdaceae
Exons: 15
Coding region: 1-2850 (949 amino acids)
Biological process (GO): DNA-templated transcription
Cellular component (GO): RNA polymerase II, core complex
Molecular function (GO): DNA binding; ribonucleoside binding; DNA-directed RNA polymerase activity
Source: RefSeq, a predicted model, not a curated record
AUGGCCCGAAACAACUACCAAGACUUUGUCGAGCUCAACGUCUCUACCUGUGGCGCGACCGACGCAAACUGCGGAGGAUCGCCCUGCCACAGCUACGCGAGCGACGCCAGCUUGCGAGACGUUCAAUUCGAGCAUUCGGGCCGCGCGACCUAUGGAGACCUAGCCAGAGGCAAGCGCAAGCGCGGCUCGACCCAGGGGGUGAGCAAGGACAAGCGCAUCGAGUACGCCAAGCAGAUCCUGCAGCGAGAGAUGCUUCCGCACGUGGGCAGCCAGCCGUGCUGCUCCGGAGUCACUCCCCACUCACGGUCCACCAUCAAGAGGCAUGGUCCAACUCCCCUAGGCAUCCAGCCGUACUGCGAGACCAAGAAGGCCUACUUCGUCGGGUACAUCGUCCACAAGCUCCUCAUCCUGCGCUUCGCCCCUCGGCCGCCCCUCGGCCACACGUGCGCACCUGCUGCUGCAGGCCCGCUCCUCGGCCAGCUCUUCCGGCAGCUCUUCCGCAAGCUCUCCAAGGACGUGCAAAAGUACGGCCAAAAGUGCAUCGACAAGGGCCAGGACUUCUCGCCCGUCGCCGCCGUGCAGCACAAGACCAUCUCCAACGGACUCAAGUACGCCCUCGCCACGGGCACACACCUCGCCAGCAGAAGGGCGGGCCGUGCCCACGGGUCAGCUCUCACCCUCGGCUCCACCACUGAGAUAGGCAACUGGGGCCAGCAGAAGAGCGCGCCGGGCUCGAUCCGCGCCGGCGUCCUCAACCGGCUCACCUUCGCCUCGACCCUCUCGCACCUCCGGCGGCUCAACACGCCGAUCGGGAGAGAGGGCAAGCUUGCCAAGCCGCGCCAGCUGCACAACACGCACUGGGGCAUGGUUUGCCCUGCGGAGACGCCCGAAGGGCAGGCCGUCGGGCUGGUCAAGAACCUCUCUCUGAUGGCCUACAUCUCGGUCGGCUCCGCGCCCGAGCCCAUCCUCGAGUUCCUCGAGGAGUGGGCGACCGAGAACCUCGAGGAGAUCCAACCCUCCGCCAUCCCCGCCGCCACAAAGGUCUUCGUCAACGGCGCCUGGGUCGGCAUCCACCACCAGCCCGAUCAGCUCGUCAAGACGCUGCGCGCGAUGCGGCGCGGCGUCGACAUCUCGGCCGAGGUGUCCAUCGUGCGCGACAUCCAGGCGCGCGAGCUGCGCCUCUUCUCGGACGCGGGCCGGUGCUGCCGCCCGAUCCUGAUCGUCGAGGACCAGUCGCUGCUGCUCAAGAAGGAGCACAUCGACAAGCUGCGCGACAAGGAGGUGUCGCGCUUCAACUGGUCCGACUGCAUCGCCAACGGGCUCAUCGAGUACAUCGACACCGAGGAGGAGGAGACGGUGAUGAUCGCGAUGAACCUCUCCGACCUGCGCGCCGACAACCGGAUGUACCGCUACACGCACUGCGAGAUCCACCCCUCGAUGAUCCUCGGCAUCUGCGCGUCGAUCAUCCCCUUCCCGGACCACAACCAGUCGCCGCGCAACACGUACCAGUCCGCCAUGGGCAAGCAGGCCAUGGGCGUGUACAUCACCAACUACCAGCUGCGGAUGGACACGAUGGCCAACGUGCUCUACUACCCGCAAAAGCCGCUCGGCAUCACUCGCUCGAUGUCGUACCUCCACUUCCGCGAGCUGCCCGCCGGCAUCAACGCGACGGUGGCGAUCAUGUGCUACUCGGGCUACAACCAGGAGGACUCGGUCAUCUUCUCGCAGUCCUCGAUCGACCGCGGCUUCUUCCGCUCCGUCUUUUACCGCUGCUACCGCGACGAGGAGCGCAAGGUCUACUUCUCGGGCGACCGCGGCGGGCCAGAGAGCGGCCGCUCCGAAAAGUUCGAGCGGCCGUCGCGCGAGACGGACGGGCUCGUGCCGCCCGGCGUGCGCGUGUCGGGAGACGACAUCAUCAUCGGCAAGACGGCGCCCGUCGAGCCGCGCGCCGAGGAGCUGCAGGACGCCGGCGCGGCGCGCUACGAGAAGCGAGACGCCUCGACGCCGCUCCGGUCGUCGGAGGCUGGCUACGUCGACCAGGUGCUGCUCACGACCAACCAGGAGGGGCGAAAGUUCGUCAAGGUGCGGAUCCGCUCGGUGCGGGUGCCUCAGAUCGGCGACAAGUUCGCGUCGCGCCACGGCCAAAAGGGGACGAUCGGCAUCACCUACCGGCAGGAGGACAUGCCCUUCAACUGCGAGGGCAUCACGCCCGACAUCAUCGUCAACCCGCACGCGAUCCCCUCCCGCAUGACCAUCGGCCACUUGGUCGAGUGCCUCCUCUCCAAGGUCUCUUCUCUCACCGGCGACGAGGGCGACGCGACGCCCUUCGCCUCGGUCACCGUCGACGACAUCUCCAAGCUGCUGCAGAACUUCGGCUACCAGAAGCGCGGCUUCGAGGUGAUGUACAACGGCCACACCGGCAGGCGGCUCGAGCGGCUCGAGUCGUCCAUCUUCCUGGGCCCGACCUACUACCAGCGGCUCAAGCACAUGGUGGACGACAAGAUCCACUCGCGCGCGCGCGGGCCGGUGACGCUGCUCACCCGCCAGCCGAUGGAGGGCCGCGCGCGCGACGGCGGGCUGCGCUUCGGCGAGAUGGAGCGCGACUGCAUGAUCUCGCACGGCGUCGCCUCCAUCAUGAAGGAGCGGCUCUUCGAGUGCUCGGACCGCUUCCGCGUGCACGUGUGCGACAUCUGCGGCAUGGUCGCCAUCGCCAACCUCAACAAGGGGACCUUCGAGUGCCGCGGCUGCCGCAACAAGACGCGCAUCUCGCAGGUCUUCAUGCCGUACGCGUGCAAGCUCCUCUUCCAGGAGCUGAUGGCGAUGCAGAUCGCCCCGCGCAUGAUGGUCUGAGGGGGGCGGUCGCCUCGGGCAUGGCCAGAGGUGGGUAGGUGGGGGAGGCAGCUCGAGAGCUACGGUAGAGCUCCCCCCCCCCGUGCGCGGAAUCGAACCUUCGCCGCAUCCAUACUACAGGGUUCGCUUGUCUUUUUGCUGUCCCUGUCGCGUGUAAGAGUUUACGCUAUUGUCUAGCCUGAGACGGAGAGAGCGAGAGAGAGAGCUUGAGGAGGAGGUCUUACUUCAGUUGUCAAAA